GGAUUUUACCAAAGUUUUCUGACUUCUGAAAUUCCUGCUUAGUUGGAUAGCUCCUGCGGCCCCCUUCUCUUGAGAAUUCAGCGUCUUCAGGAAGUUGGAAAUUAACUUCAUAGCGUCCCUUUCACAUGCGGGUGAAAAUGGACGCCAAUUGUGCUCAGUUUAGUUGCAUUCCCUCUGGAUAAUGUUUGUUGUGUGUACGAGUAUGCAGUGAUUAAUGUAAUUGCACAAGAGUUGAUAUUUUGUACCCCGGUUCACGGAGUGCGCUUAUAAAAACAAAACUUUUUUAAAACUGACGGACCGAUCGAUAUUUACACAAUGGCGUCGUGUGGCUCCCCCGUGCACCCCAGCAUCCUGGGGGCGAGCAGGGAGGAUGAUUCGGGUUUAAUGGGGGAGUUCGAGGAAGCCCCCCAUUCAGGGAUGCCAACUGUGCAAGCUGUGUCUGUAGGAAAGCCUUGCUCCAACUGCCGUGACCAGUGUCCAGGCUUCGGGCUACAUUACUGGAGGAAAAUAUGUCGCCACUGCAAGUGCCCCCCUGAAGCCCAUGACAUGGCGACCGCUGGAGAGCAAGACCGCACGAUUCCUCGACUGAUCCACGAUGCGAAACGUAACUCCACGUCUGAUGACGACAGUGGAUGUCCACUAGAAGAAUAUACCUGGGUCCCUCCUGGACUGAAACCAGAACAGGUUCAUCAAUACUUCAGUGCUUUGCCUGAUGGGAAGGUUCCGUACCUGAACAGCACCGGCGAGAAGUACCGCGUGCGACAGCUCCUGCAGCAGUUACCUCCCCAUGACAACGAGGUGCGCUACUGCAACGUACUGUCAGAGGAGGAGAAACAUGAACUGCGUAUGUUCAGCACUCAGCGGAAGCGUGAGGCCCUAGGGCGGGGCAGUGUCCGCCCACUGCCCCUCAUCAUGCAGGGCACCGUCUGUACUCGGUGUCAGUGCCACAUCCCGGGGGGUGAGAUGGCGGUGUUUGCGUCGCGGGCAGGGCAGGACCGGUGCUGGCACCCAGCGUGUUUCAUCUGCUUCACAUGUCACGAGCUGCUGGUUGACCUCAUCUACUUCCACAUGGACGGUGAGCUGUACUGCGGCCGUCACCACGCCGAACUCCUUAAACCACGAUGCGCAGCCUGCGACGAGAUUAUAUUUGCCGACGAGUGUACGGAGGCAGAGGGUCGCAGCUGGCACAUGAAACACUUCUGCUGCUUCGAGUGCGACCACCAGCUCGGGGGUCAGCGGUACAUCAUGCGUGAUGGCCGCCCGUAUUGCUGCGGCUGUUUUGAGCAGAUGUUCGCCGAGUACUGCGACACGUGCGGGGAACACAUCGGGGUGGACCAGGGUCAGAUGACCCAUGAGGGCCAACACUGGCAUGCCACCGACCACUGCUUCCGCUGCCACACCUGCCAGAAGUCGCUGCUGGGCCACCCGUUCCUGCCGAAACACGGCGUCAUCUACUGCUCGGCGGCCUGCAGUCGGGCGGGGUCCAUGCAGACCCAGACCCCCCGCCGGCCCGAGGACUACAUCCAGGAGCUGCAGGCGGUGCGGGUGGGCUCCCCCGUCAGUCACGUGCUGCAGGAGGGGUGCGGGGAGAUCCACCAGGUCCUCCGCCAGCAGUACACGAUCUCCGACAGCGGGCCGUCGUCGGACCGCGACCAGGGCUACGCCACGAGCAGCAAUAGCGAGGUGUACGCGCCAGGAAUGUACGAAGUCCCGAACCAGAUGGUGAGCAUGAGUGAACCGGAUGAUCUGUAUCAUGUGAACCUGGACGGUCUCCUCGAUGCUCUGCCCAGCCAGGAGGCGAAGACGCGCAACCGGCUGUCACAGUUCUCCAUGCCGGACCUCGCCGGGGCGGAGCAGACUCCGCCCGACACCCCCGAGUAUGACAGACCUAUGAAUAUUACCUCACAGAGCAGGAGCAGGUCGGGCUCGGAGAAGAAUCUGAGUGUGCACUACGCGACGAUUAGUCCGAGACCAGUCCACAGUCCGGACCACGUGCACACGCCUCCCACGGGUGGUACGCCCCCCGCCAGUUGUACGACCGUGAUCACGGGCUCCAAUGACAGUCCUGUGUACCAAGGGCCGGCCAAUGUGAGGUCGUACCCCGAGAUGCCUCAUGUUCGACAGGUCGGGCGCAGGGGGCGGGCUGGUGCUAGUGACAUACCCCUCCCCGAUGACAAUAAGAUGAACCCCAUAUCUCGCCCCCGCAGUAAUAACCACCACCGACCUGCGCACCAGAAUGGCUAUCCCCGCAGCCGCAGUUUCGAAGGUCGGCCCAGUUCGGUGUCUGAGACGCGUGGUGCUACAGGCUCGAGUGGACACUAUGCGCGGGGUGAGUAUUUCAACUGGUACGACGAUGACGAUCGGUGCAGCACCUGUUCCAGUUCAAGUGAUUCGGACGACUAUUACUAUUACGAGAGUCCGCGUAGGUAUGGAUCGAAAAUCUCCUACGUCGACGAUAUGGGCAUCGGACCCCAUGGACAGUCUAGAACAAUGCCCCGCAGCAGACACAAGCGGCGUAACAAACAGUGUGUCAUAUCGUGAAACGGGCUUUAAUCAGUGAUUGUGUAAAUUAUAUUGCCACGUAUUGACAGCAUUACCAUGUAUAUUAA
Messenger RNA from Gigantopelta aegis, 2609 nucleotides. RefSeq names its product prickle planar cell polarity protein 3-like. Bases 316 to 2541 code for a protein of 741 amino acids. NCBI's taxonomy places the organism in Eukaryota, Metazoa, Mollusca, Gastropoda, Neomphalida, Peltospiridae. The transcript is spliced from 6 exons. Gene Ontology annotation, molecular function: zinc ion binding. The record is from RefSeq and is a predicted model, not a curated record.